AUGGGUUUGAAAAAGUGGAUGGCUGUGGUGAAGUCCGACAAGGACGGGACGAGCUUUUCAUCGAGGAAACAGGACAGGAAGAAAGCAAAGCGUUUAAGAAAGCUACAAAGUGUGGCGUGUGCUCGUCAUCAGCCCAUCGAAAAAGUAAUGGAGGAAGCGUUCAAAAGCAAGAAUAUGAGUAAAAAGCAAAAAAGAAAACUUCGAAAAAUUGAAGCUGCGAUGGUUGAAAGCGAACAGCGGGAACAAGUAGAUUCGCCACUAAAACGACGUGGCAAACGUGACCGAGUUUCAUCUGAAUCAGAUGAUUCGGAUGCGGAACUCACUUACGAACAGUAUCUCCAGGAAGUACAGGAUAAGAAGCGAAAAAUAGCGAUUGAAGGUGAUGAUGAGAGGCAGGAUGAUAUCGACAUUCAUAGGUAUUCAAAGCUUCUCGGAAUCAAAGAAGGAAAGACAUCCAAGAAGCCUAAGGCCUUCACGAAUGAUGGCCUAGAUUAUUUGCUCGACUUUUGUGACAGUGAUUCUCGUAAACGGAUUCUGGCUACAUCAACAGAUCAGGAAAUAGCUUUGAAAGGAGACGAUCUAGUCGACGAGGAACAAAGCGAAGACGAAGAUGAUGCGGAUGACGUUUCUGGCGAAGGAAGUUCCUCAGAAGAUGAGAGCCUCCAUGAUGGAGUCGAGCAAGAUGAAGAACGUACCCGUAGCAGUGACGAAGAAAGUAUCGAGGAAAAUGACAGCAAGAUUGGUAGUGAGGAUGACUACAAGGAAGAUAUUUAUGGUCGUACGAUUAACAAAAAAACUGGCAAAGUGGUCAGAUUCGAUAUAAGAGGAGCUCACAAGAAACUGGAAGAUCUGGAUGCCAAAGCAGGCGACAGCGAGUCCAAAAUGAAAAUCGAUAGGAUAUUGAUGGGAACUCUCAACAGGUUGUCGGAAGGUACUCUGGUAAAAAGCUGUCAAGCUGUCGCUGAGGUCUGGCAGAACAGCUCGAAGAAUGAUGUAAAGUCGUGCAUGACUCGUGCCCUCUCAAGACUGGUUUGUGCUCCAUACCGGCUGCAAGAUCAGCUGCUAUCAUUAUACGCAAUGUUCCUCGCCCAGAUCCAUUCGUUCGUCAGUGAAGAAAUUUCCGCUUACUUCGUCGAAGUAUUUCUGCGUGAGUUUGUCGAGCAAAUUUCUCAGGCUCAAGCUCAAGACGACAAGAAAUUGGAGAACAGUGCUGUUUUUAUAGCACAUUUGCUGAAUUUUCAUAUAAUCAAAGCGGCGGUCAUAAUCGAGAUAUUCGAGAAGUUGCGAGAACAACUGAAUGUAGACAACUCAUACAAAGCCCUGCGGAAGCUGCUUUGGGCUCCUUUUUUGGAGGAAUUGUCAAAAAUAGCGAAAGCUUUAGAAACGGCCGCGUUCUCUGUGUUGCCCAGAGCCAAGUUUCUUGGUGAGACGUUACUAGCCCUCCAGAAAAGUCCACCAACAAACUUUGACCCGUCCGUCAUUGAGCACCACUUGAAGCUAUUUUAUGGGAUGAGGAAAAAAAGCAAUUUGGUUUGCGAUAAAGAAUUGGGAAUGUCGUUGGAUGAUCUUCUCAAUGCUGAUGAGCGAGGUCGAUGGUGGGUCGUUGGAUCCGCUUAUCAAGUAGCGGAAGAUGGCUGCACCAUAGACGACAAGGUUGGGACUUCGACUCAGAUCGCUAGUUCUUUCCCCGAGGAAAUAGUCCAGCUGGCUCGAAAGGCAAAAAUGAAUACGGAUGUUCGUCGAAACAUUUUCUGUACUGUCGCUACGUCUGACGAUGAAGAUGCUGCGUUUGAGCGCCUCCUUCGCCUUUCUCUUAAAGGUCAACAGGAGCGAGAAAUCAUCUAUGUGUUGAUCAUGAUGUUUCUGAAAGAAAAGAACUUCAAUCCUUUCUAUCCGACGCUGAUUGCACGAUUUUGCGAUUUUGAUAGGCGAUUUGUG
Messenger RNA from Haemonchus placei, 1938 nucleotides. The record is from the annotation of a GenBank genome assembly. NCBI's taxonomy places the organism in Eukaryota, Metazoa, Nematoda, Chromadorea, Rhabditida, Trichostrongylidae.